Lycium ferocissimum is the source of this 678-nucleotide messenger RNA. Its product is annotated as glycine-rich cell wall structural protein-like. Lineage: Eukaryota; Viridiplantae; Streptophyta; Magnoliopsida; Solanales; Solanaceae. Bases 90 to 476 code for a protein of 128 amino acids. The transcript has a single exon. The record is from RefSeq and is a predicted model, not a curated record.
UAGCUUUAAAUAAUUAUCCCCCUUUUUCCUCUCAAUAAAAACCUCCCAAACUUGUUCAUCCUCCCUUUAUCCCUUCAAAAAAAAAAAAAAUGAAGAAUUCAAAAGCUCUCAUCUACACUCUCUUAACUUUCUUGUUCAUCACAAUCACCUUAACUUUCACUACUCAAAGUGACAAUAAUAAUGGUGGUGGAUUUGGAUUUGUGCCUGGUGGUGGAUUCAAUAUCCCUGGAUUUGGGCCUGGUGGUAGUGGAGGAUAUGGUGGUGGAUUUGGAGGCCCAACAGGAGGUCAUGCUAAAGGUGGUAUCAUAAGGCCAACUGUUGUUUGCAAAGAUAAAGGUCCAUGUUUUGGUAAAAAAUUAAAGUGUCCAUCAAAGUGUUUCAAGUCAUUUAGUAGAGCUGGAAAAGGUUAUGGUUAUGGUGGUGGGAGUGGUGGAUGUACUAUGGAUUGCAAGAAGAAAUGUGUUGCAUAUUGUUAAUUUAAUAUAUACGAAUAUGGCCUUAGCCAAGUAAGUACUAAUAUAUUAUUUAUAUUAUGUUGGAGCUUCUUUUUGGAAGUUGAUGGUGGUGUUUUGGAUUUGAAUGAGUUUUGUGAAAACUCUUAUGUAUGCAGCUAAGUUCUGCAGUUAUAAUAUAGUAUAGUAUAGUAGAAUUAAUGAUGAGAUAUGUCUUUGUUUGGAA